AUGGGUGACGAACCAUCCAAAAAAUUAUUUCAAUCAAAAUGGUUAUAUAUUGAGGAAUUUAAACAUUGGUUGCGCAAAGUGCCAGGUGAUGACAGUUUAUGUUAUUGUAUAAUUUGCGAUAAAUCCUUUGCUUGUGGAUUAUCGCAAAUCUAUCGUCAUGCCGAAACAAAAGCACAUAUAAAUAAAUAUGAAAGUAGUGAAAUAAGACAAUUGAAUGAAGAUUUGAAUACUGAAAGUAAUGAUGAAUCGCUUUUAUCGUUUGAUGAACGUACAAAAGAAGCGGAAAUCAGAUAUGCCGCAUUAAUUGCUGAAAUAAAUAUUCCUUAUCAAAGUGCAAACAAGAUUCUUAGCUUUUUUCAACACGUGGGGAAAGAUCCUCAUAUAUUGCGAAGUAUGAAAAUGGGUCGUACAAAAUGUAAAAGUAUUAUUACAAACGUUUUAGCCAAAGUUGAAACGGAACGUGUUGUAGACAACAUUCGCAACACUAAAUUUUCAAUAUUUAUAGAUGAAACAUCAGAUAUUUGUAACGAAAAAUGGAUGACUUUUCAAGUGCGAUAUCCUGAUCCUGGAACAUUAGAAAUUCGCACGCAGUUAGUUGAAUUAAUUAAUAUCGAUGCUAAAGAUUCCAGCGCAGAUAAAUUGUUUAAUGCAUUUAAAAACGAAAUGUACAAAUUUCAGGUACCAUUUUCGAAUAUUAUUGCUCUGUCAUGCGACAAU
This is a messenger RNA of Cyphomyrmex costatus, 717 nucleotides long. RefSeq lists its product as uncharacterized. Lineage: Eukaryota; Metazoa; Arthropoda; Insecta; Hymenoptera; Formicidae. The annotation marks the transcript as partial. The transcript has 2 exons. The record is from RefSeq and is a predicted model, not a curated record.